Molecule: messenger RNA, 2975 nt
Organism: Arachis stenosperma
Lineage: Eukaryota; Viridiplantae; Streptophyta; Magnoliopsida; Fabales; Fabaceae
Product: probable hexosyltransferase MUCI70
Exons: 6
Coding region: 201-1595 (464 amino acids)
Source: RefSeq, a predicted model, not a curated record
GCAGCGCCAUGUGGUUUUUACUUUUUAUAACCAAAAAAAAUAAAAGAAAAAAAACAGAGCGACUCAAUAGCAGGGAACCCACAGAAGGAGAGAACCGUCCCUUUUGCAGCUUGCUACGGCCACCGUUAACAAUGAACUUUCUUCGUAUUCGGAAAAUCCUAAAACCACUCUGAAUUUUUCAUUAGAUAUUCUACUUUUCGAUGUACAACAAGAACAGCGUAUCGAUCCCUAUCUCCGACCAUGAAUCCGACGAACAUGGUGGCGUGCGGGUUCAUACGCGACGGAAGCGUAAGAUAGUGAUUCACAGAGGAAACCACGACUUCAGAGAAAAAGUGUUGAGGAAGUUACUUAGACACUGGAUCCUAAUCAUCAUUCUUUUAGCUUCGGCUUUGUUUGUGUUCGAGGCCUUCACCAUUGGUCGCAAACCUGAUUCCACUGUCACCUCAGAGCUACGAACUCCAAAUAAAAAUGGUGGAAUAAACUCGCAACUUGCAUUGGGAAAGGAACCCCAACAUGACAAUUUGAAUCGGCUCGAUCCACCGCGUUGCUUGAAGCUUCUGCCAGUUGAAGAACUUGAACACCUUGAUAUUCCUGUGACAGAAGAGUCUAAUGGCCCUGUUAAUCAGGUUCUAUAUGUUUCAGAGGGCGAGUCUUCUUUUGUAGGACGGAAUGCUACCUUUUCUCUUGCGAGAUUUAAUUUGUUCACUGGAAAUCAAACAUUAGAGCAGAGAGAUACAAGUUUUGAGAUUAAGGAAUCUAUGAUGGUACAUUGUGGUUUCUACAGUUUAAAUGGAGGGUUUAAGAUAUCUGAUGAAGAUAAAACUUAUAUGCAAGCUUGCGAAGUUGUGGUUUCUACUUGUGCAUUUGGUGGUGGAGAUGAUCUCUAUCAACCUAUUGGGAUGUCAGAGGCCUCACUUAAGAAGGUCUGCUACGUAGCAUUCUGGGAUGAAAUCACCUUAAGAGCACAGGAAUUGGCAGACCACCGAAUUGGAGAAAAUGGAUUUAUAGGGAAAUGGAGAGUUGUGAUUGUGAGGGAUCUUCCUUUUGUUGAUCAAAGGCUGAACGGAAAAAUUCCCAAGAUGUUAAGCCACCGCCUAUUUCCUCAAGCAAAAUACUCUCUCUGGGUAGACUCAAAGUCCCAAUUUAGGAGGGACCCACUAGGUGUGUUGGAGGCACUUCUUUGGCGCCCACAUUCAGUAUUUGCCAUAUCUGAACAUGGAGCUCGUAGUAGUGUCUACGAUGAGGCUAAGGCUGUAGUCAAGAAAAAUAAAGCCAAGCCAGAGGAAGUUGAAGUGCAGUUGAACCAAUACCGCAAGGAUGGGUUGCCUGAAGUCAAAAGAUUUAUUGGAAAGAAAGCUCUGUGUGAAGCCUCUGUUAUCGUGAGGAAGCAUACGCCACUAACUAAUCUUCUGAUGUGCCUCUGGUUUAAUGAGGUGGUUCGAUUCACUUCUAGGGAUCAACUCAGCUUCCCAUAUGUCUUAUGGCGGCUUAAUGCUUUCAAAUACAUCAAUGCAUUCCCUGUCUGCACCCGCAAGGAUUUAGUCAACAGCAUGGGCCACAUCCGCAAGGCCAAGCCUUUGCAAUUACAAAGAUAGUUGAAUGGGGACGGCCUACAUGCAUUUAUCUUAACUCAUUCUUUAGUUCGUUCAUUUGAUUAGCCAUUUGAACUAGAUAUAUAUUUUUCUACCCUCAUCUCUCGCUUGAUCAUUCAAUAUUCGGUGUAUGGUUAUAAUUUGGAGAAAUUGUUCCAUGAUCAUUGAGGUUGAAUAUGUUUCAUCACCAUUUAUUAGAUGACAUUUUUAUCUUGAUUAGUUGAUUAGAGCACAUUUACGUUGAUGUACCAUUACCACAUAAGUAUUUACAUAAUAUGUGAUGUGUCCGUUUUAACUCGGACUAGCACCCUCAAAGUAAUGGCAUAUGAUUAUAACUUGGUUACGAAAUAUACAUUUAUUCUAGUUAUAAAUCCUAAAAGAAAGGUUGAGCAUAGUUAUAAAAUCGACUUGAGUGAAAAGUAACACUGCACAUGCUUAUUUUGACGUUUGAGUGUCUUUUGCAGGUACUCCGGGCAUUCUGGAAGUAGGAACCGGAGAGAUAUUGGCUCAUAGGACUCUACCUCGGAGCAACAAGUAAAGUAACAAUUUGUUUUCUUUAUUUUUUGAAACAAAGGAGCUCAACACCAAAGUGGAGCAAGAAACAGAAUCAAAAGAUUAAAACAGACAGAAACUAACUAACAGCUUACAAAACCAAACAACCCCAUGUCAUCUUCGGCAUAGCCAUCAACAAUCGCGAGUUUGAAGCUCGUCACAGUCAUUCAAUCCCAGAAUCCUACUCGGAAUACCACAAACAAGGUUUAAACUUUCCGGAUUUUCAUGAAUGCCACCAUCAAUUCUAGCUUAUACCACGAAGACUCUGAUCUCACGAAAUGGAAGGCUCGGUUGUCAGGCGAGGGCAACCAUGCAUUGUGCAUCAGAAAUCUAAGAGAUAUACACUCUAGCUUUCGCUUGUAGAACGGAAGUGGUUGUCAGGCACGCCUUCAUAGGGAUAGAUGAUGAUGAGUGUCACGGAUCAUCACAUCCAUCAGGUUGAAGUACGAGUAGUAUCUUAGAACAGAAAUAAGAUUGAAUUUGAAUAAAAGAUGGUAGUAAUUGCAUUAAAACUCGAGGUACAGUAGAGCUCCACACCCUUAAUCUAUGGUGUGUAGAAACUCUACCGUUGAAAAUACAUAAGUGAUGAAGGUUCAGGCAUGGCCGAAUGGCUAGCCCCCAAAACGUGAUCAAUAGUCUCCUAAGAUGAAUAAUGGAAUAAAACCGAGACCAAAGAUGUAACGUGGUCAAAAGACACUGAAUACAAUAGUAAAAUCUUCUAUUUAUACUAGACUAGCUACUAGGGUUUACAGAAGUAAGUAAUUGAUGCAGAAAUUCACUUCCGGGGCUCACUUAGUGUGUGCUUGGGCUGAGCUUGAUCUUUACACGAGU